CAGCAGCAGCAGCACAUGCAGUCACCGACUGUGUCUGUGUGAGAGCAGCAGCAGCAGCAACAGCAACAGCCUGGGUGACACACUUUCCUCUGCGUCUCUGCUUCUUCAUGCAGCUGCAGAAGCAGCGUCUGCUCGGAGCCUCUCGAGCCGCCAGGUGGUACUCUAAUGCCGGCUGUGUCCCGCUGCUGAACGCGGCGGCGGCGGCGGCAUGAAGACCUGAGGAGCGCAGACGAGGACAGAGACGAGGAAGCAGCAGCUGUUGCUUCUCUGCGGCAGAGACACGAUGAUGAUGAUGAUGAUGAUUCUGAGGGAUAAAGACGAGACCAGCGAGCUCUGCCGCGUCUUCUCCCGCCCCGGUCUGUGAGACUCAGCGCCCCGCAAAGGUUGGUCUACGGAGCCCGGAGAUCAGGAGCCGCUGCUCAGGCUGCAGAGAGAGAGAGAGAGAACAAGAGAGAGGGAGAGAGAGACUGUGUGUUUGUGUGUGUGUGUGUGUAAGAGAGAGCGAAAGAGAGAAAGAGGGGGGAGAGAAAGAGAGAGUGAGUCGAAAAAUCCUCAGGAGUGAAGCAUCUGUGAGCUGAGAGGAGAAGAAGAGAAGAGAGAUCGGGACAACAGCAGCAACAGCUUCAGUGAGAAAUAUUACAGAGAACAGACUCAACAAGGUUUUAACACCGACAUGGGAAAAGAGGCCUCGGUCACCUUGUAAGAUGUUUCCUCACCACAGAGAAAGGGAGCAGCCAAUCUUCAGUGCCCGUGCCCAUGUUUUCCAAAUUGACCCGUCCACCAAGCGGAACUGGAUACCUGCCAGCAAACAUGCCGUCACAGUGUCCUUCUUCUACGAUGCCAACCGUAAUGUCUACCGCAUCAUUAGUGUGGGUGGGACCAAGGCGAUUAUCAAUUGCACGGUUACACCCAGCAUGACGUUCACCAAGACCUCGCAGAAGUUUGGUCAGUGGGCCGACAGCAGGGCCAACACCGUCUACGGUCUAGGUUUUGCUACAGAGCAACAGCUUCACCAGUUCUCAGACAAGUUUAAGGAGGUGAAAGAUGCAGCUCGUCUGUCACGUGAAAAGUCACAGGACAAAGAACUGGUCAACACAGCGCUAACCAUCGCUGCUCCUCAGUUCUCACAGGACCUCGCGGAUGAACUGCAGUCUCCACCGGUGAUGUGUGUGAACGGACCGGAGGACAAGCUGUUCCGCAGCCAGAGCGCAGACAUCACGCUGUCUUCGGAGAAGGAGCGUAUUAAAAAGAUGCUGUCGGAAGGGUCUAUUUGUGAGAUGAACCUGGAGGCUGAGCUCUUCACGCUGCAGGACAGCAACUCAAAGUUGGUGGCAGCUUUGCACGAGGCUAAUACUAAUGUGGAGCAGUGGAAGAAACAGUUGGCAGCGUACCAGGAGGAGACUGAGAGGCUGCGAGAGCAGGUGGCUGAGCUGGAGGCCCAUGGAGGACAAGGCCCCAGUGACCUGCUUAAAGACGAGCUGACCCAGUCUCUGGAGGAGCUGGAGGCGCUGCUGAAGGCCAAAGACGAGGAGAUCCACAUUUUGCAAAGUAAGAAAGCAGAGUACCAUGAAAUGGAACAUGCUCGGGAUGAGGCCAUACACAGAUUACGGGAGACGGAGAUGCGUAACUCAGAGUUGGAGCGGCGCAUCCAGAACACGGAGCAGAACCUGAGUAACUCUCUGGAGGACCGGGACCGCGUGGACACUGAGAUCCAGCGGGCCAUCGAAAUUCUGGACAUCAAAAUCUUUGACCUCAAUGAUCUCCGCCAGAGCCUCGUGAAACUUAUUGACAAAUAAGACGAGAGGAAGUCCCAGACCCAUGAGAGAGCUGAAGACGGGGAGAGACAGGGUUACAUUUGCCAUGGGCUUGGCAGCAGGUAGAAAACAAGACAAGAUGGAGCUGGUCCGUGUCCCUGUUCUCAUCAAGCACAAGAACCACCUCAGCUGCAGGAAGGUGACUCUGUGUGUGUGUGUGUUGCAGCAGAGGCUGUGCUGUACUUGACAACAUAGAGUAGGUGUUGGCCUAAGCAGCAGCAACAGCAUAUUCACAAUAUUGCUUGUGCAAUCUAAUAUAAGGCUUCGUGUUGCUUUGGGUAACAUUCAAUGCAAUAAACCAACUUUAAGGUAAGUGCUUAUUACAUUUCAUAAUGACAACUGGUGCUUGAGGUUUUUCGUAAGUAGGACUUUUGUAUUUUAAAAAAAACAAAACAGCGAUGCAUUGUCAAUAUGAACGAUAAGAGGCCUUGUUUUUUUUUUGUGUGAAAACAUCUUUACAAAAACACGACGACGAGUCCUUGCAUGUGGGGAAUGGAGCGUUACAGUAUACUCGGUGACUGCAAGUGAAUGCAAAGACAAGAUUGCAUAAGAUACAAUUACCUUUAAGACAUUUGCAUAUUUAACAACCUGCACACGGCACAGUCAUUAUUGCAUUAACAGUCAGCAGAGUUUGAUUUGUGUCAUGUUUUUGUCUCAUAGUUGCCUGUGUGUAACAUAGCAGCUACAGUGGUGUGCAUAUAUAACAUCACAUAUGCAUAGUGGCACCACUUUACAUUACAGUACAGUAAUAUAAUUGUAAUAGUAUGGUAAUCAUUUUUGUAACAGGGAGGUAAUGUUAUAGUAAUAUAAUCUUAUUUAAAAUGCAGCUUGGUAAAGGAGAUCAUUUACUGUAAUACCGUGUAAUUACUAUAAGCUAUGUCACUGUGAUACCUUCUCAUGAAAGAUUUUGUGAAUAACAAUUGCUAAUAACUUUAUUAUAAAGAUAAAACCCUUAAGUCCCACACACAUUUUUCAAGCUAGUACUUGGUGAUUACUAUAUAUAUCUAUAGCCAGUGUUACCAUAUUAUUUCUUAUUCUAUUGCUAAGUUAUUACCAUACGAUUACUAGAUUGUUCGUGUAAUGUAAAGUGUCGCCCAUAGUUUGCUAACGUGAACAUUAAAUACUAGUCAUAGGCAUGGCAUGGACACGCAACUUAAACAGUAGAUGUGAAUGUUGCCACCAGAGGUCAAGUGUCACUGAUGAGGUUGUUCAGCUGCUCGUCUUUGUGUCACAUCUUCACUUAAGCUUGUCGGUAACCUUUAAGAAUAGGGUAAGUCUCAAUAAACACUUCAGUGCAAGUUAGGAUAGAAUAUUAUGUCAUACGGUUAAGAAUAGGACGAGUAAGUGUAAGAAAUAAAAGUCUAAAUAGAUAGUUUAUAUUGUCCUCCAUGGAGGAAAUAUAUAUAUAUAUAUACAUGUAUAUAUGUAAGUAUAUAUAUACAUACAUAUAUGUAUAUAGAUAGAUAGAUAGAUAGAUAGAUAGAUAGAUAGAUAGAUAGAUAGACAAAUACAUAUCAGCUUCACAUCAGUUUAAAUAAUUGUCCAGUGUUUCAACAAACAAGCAACUACUUUAUGAUAGCAGCACCUUAUAAUAUCCAUGUCGCUCUGGUUGAUGUUAAUGUGACGCGUUCAAGGAAAUUUUGUCGUUUUUUUCAGCACGUUGCCUAAAGUUAGCUAAUGUGUGCAACGCCGUACGCCAUAGGCCUUGAGAUUGUAGCUGUAUUGUGUGGAGAAAAAAAGAAGAAAAUCUGAAUGUCUUAUGUUGUUUAAGACUGUAUUUUUAACACGCUGUGUUUGUAUUCAUGUGUUCAUGCCUUACUGUUUAAAGGAUGAUGUUGGACAGCCAUACCAGCUCUUUGUCUUAGUCUUAGAGCUGUUGUCAUGGCAAUUUGGAAAUAAAAAAAAUAUAUAGAAUUCA
Molecule: messenger RNA, 3732 nt
Organism: Solea solea (common sole)
Lineage: Eukaryota; Metazoa; Chordata; Actinopteri; Pleuronectiformes; Soleidae
Product: homer protein homolog 3-like
Exons: 11
Coding region: 705-1796 (363 amino acids)
Biological process (GO): G protein-coupled glutamate receptor signaling pathway; regulation of store-operated calcium entry
Cellular component (GO): plasma membrane; cytoplasm; postsynaptic density
Molecular function (GO): G protein-coupled glutamate receptor binding
Source: RefSeq, a predicted model, not a curated record